AUGCACGGGUUAGUAUCACAAUCUACAUUUAAAUGUGCCCGCUGUCUGCGAGCUACGAGGCAGCAAAAUGCUGUGCCAAAGUUGUAUAAGAAUAUCUACCGGCUAUUCUCACAAGGGUCGCCACUUCAAAAGGAAGAUGCUAGCAAUGUAACAAUAGACUCGGAGGAUCAUGCUUCAAUCGAAGCUCAGAUCUUGAAACCAAAUUCAGAGAAUGGUUCGAUAAAUAAGUCUGUCGAAAAAGAGCAAGGGGCGAUGUCAAGACGUCUUGCCGAAGCUACUGAAGAUGCUCUCUUGGAAGGUGGUCGAGCUGGACGAAAAGCCGUGGAAGAAGCAGGCUUUUCAGAAGAAUUGAAGGCAAGACUACUUGAAAGAGUAGAAGCUUCCAAGUUCAAGGCUGAAAACGCCUCUGCGUUUACGGAAGCAAGUCUUGUAUCUAAUCUUGGUCGUGGUUCUCGGGAUAUCGCCACAGCACAGGCAUGGACCGGGCAAGAAGCAACUGAAGAUACGGUUCUUCGGAUCCUGAAUGAUGCUAGGAAGCCUCUUAAUUCUGCUUUACGAGGUCCGGGAAAGAUUCCCUCUCCAGUUGUGGAUUUGAGGUUGAAGGGCCAAGCUAAGCAGAGACCUGGUCAGAGGUUAGCAAAUGCGAGGGAUAAAACAUCGAUUUAUGCUAUUUCUAAAGAUGGUCAAAUGAGUGAGCAGGAGAGAGAGGAGAUGAGAAAAGAACUCAAAGAAAGAUUUACCCCUGGUGCGAGGGCAAUGCCGAAUUCAAUUAGAGGUUUGGCUGCUUUGGCUAAUGAGAGAAUUGAAGAUGCUAUUGCUCGUGGACAGUUCAAGAAUAUUCCCAGAGGAAAGGCGAUAGAACGAGAUGCGAGAGCCGAUAAUCCAUUUCUCGACACCACCGAAUAUAUUAUGAAUAAGAUGAUACAACGUCAAGACAUUGUGCCACCGUGGAUAGAGAAACAACAAGAACUUGUCAAAACCGCAAACAUUUUCAGGAAUCGGUUGCGGAAUGACUGGAAACGACAUGCUGCAAGAACAAUUGCAAGUCGUGGUGGUACAUUGCAGGAGCAAAUGAGAACCGCAGAAAUAUACGCACGAUCUGAAGCUUUUCACAAUCCGAAGAAGCGAGCCAUAGAGCAGAUCUCUGUUCCUACGAAUGCGACAAGUGAUCCAGUGAUGGUGAAAAUUAUUCAAGAAGUGUCAACCUCGUCCAAUGAAGAACCCAUCGUUCAAGUCUUGGCAGAAACAGAAGGAGUUGAAAUAGACGUCGCUAAAGUCACUCCUCCCGAGUCCGAGAAACAGUCACCACCAGACCAACCAUCCACCGCAGUUCCGCCUCCCUUCCGAAUACCAUCCUGGGAGGAAGCCGAACAAUCAUAUCUCAACCUCGCCAUCGCAGACUUAAACAGCAAAACGCGAUCUUACAAUCUCAUGGCACCAGAUCUUGCGAAAAAGCCUUAUUUUUCAUUAGAGCGCGAACUCAAAUCAUGUUAUGCGGAUGUUGCGCCGCAGCUCGCUGAAGCUAUUAAAGAGAGAGCGACGAGGCCUGCCCGCGAACUCGUUGAGAAGAUUGGUCAUCGUUCUGGUGGGAUUAUGGAGAGGUUUGGUGCGAGUAGUGUUACGGUGCAUGAUUCUAAGAGGCCUCUGUAUGGGUUUAGGGAAUUUUGGAAUGAUCUUUUUGGGGAGAAGAGGGUUUGA
Messenger RNA from Sclerotinia sclerotiorum 1980 UF-70, 1698 nucleotides. RefSeq lists its product as hypothetical. The transcript has 2 exons. NCBI's taxonomy places the organism in Eukaryota, Fungi, Ascomycota, Leotiomycetes, Helotiales, Sclerotiniaceae. Bases 1 to 1698 code for a protein of 565 amino acids. The record is from RefSeq and is a predicted model, not a curated record.